AUGCAGUCUGUGAUGCUGUUGAGGUCAUCCUCCAGGGGGCUGCAGAGGUUGUCCCACACAGUAGAACGGAAAGAGUCCCUCAGGGCCUCUUCAGUCUCUGCUGACCAUUUCCUUACUGUGCAGAGUCUGGUAGGGGAGAAGCUGUUUGACCGCUAUGACCGUCUCCUGCUGCAGAAGACUCUGGACAGCAUGUCUGAUGUGACGUACUGUCCUCGAAUAUACUGCGGCUCUGCCGUGAUUUUGGAGAAAUCCAGCAAGGCAGCGCUUUGCUCUGAGUGCGGCUUUGCCUUCUGCGUCAUAUGCAGAAAAACAUACCAUGGAAUGGGGAAGUGUGAGACCAAGAAAAAAUAUGCUGAAAGAUAUAUAAUAGACCUGCCACAGUCACAAGUGGGGGUGAAGGCUCUGUGGGAGGACUAUGUCAGUGGCAGCAGGGAGAGGAAACGCCUGCUGGAAAAUAGAUAUGGCUCAAAUUUACUGGUGUCCAUUAUGGAAAAAAAACCUAACCGACAGCUGGAUUGCCAACAAUAGCAAGAGUUGUCCUGAAUGCUUCACUAGAAUAGAGAAGGAUGGAGGGUGCAACCUGAUGUUGUGCACUCGCUGUAAGAAGAUUUUCUGCUGGAACUGCCUCACCAGACUGACUCCAGAAAAAACAACCGAACACUUUUAUGGGGGUCAAUGCUCUUCCUAAUGCUAACCUCCCCAGCUAUCAGCUACUUGAAUGUGGUUUUUUUUUUGCAUUUUUAAAUAUUUACUGUGUACAUCUUUAAAGAAAACCUGUAUAA
Neolamprologus brichardi is the source of this 782-nucleotide messenger RNA. The record is from RefSeq and is a predicted model, not a curated record. NCBI's taxonomy places the organism in Eukaryota, Metazoa, Chordata, Actinopteri, Cichliformes, Cichlidae.